AUCAUUUACCGUAUACUUAUUGAAAAAUUACUGUUAAAUGAAAUGCAUGUGGCGGCUGUCUCUCUCUUUCGCGUAUUUUUUUCCUUACUCGUAAAGGUUAGAGGAAAAAUGACGAUGCAGAUUUGGACGUGCAGCAUUAUAAUUUAUCAGAAUAAUAAUUAUUUACUAGUAUUAAAUUCACAGUUUUAAUAUAUUUUUCUAUUUGUUUUAUGAAAUUUACCAAAUUAUAUAUAGCUAUUGAUUUGACUUCAGUUAAACUCUACCAUGCUACCUUAACUGUUCGGAGAGAUGUUUAAAUUUGUGAAUUGCCAAAAGGUUGCCUGAAAACAGACAGAGCUCGAGCUCACAAAGUCAAGCUAGACGUGAAUCAAACUCCUGCACAGUAAACGAAGUCUCGUGCGCGAAGAAGCAUGCGGGUGCAGGCGGUCAGCUCGCCGUAGGCUGAUGAAAUUCGCUAGGAUGAUGUCACGAGCUGGUUGCGGAUUCUUUUACAUUUGUUACCCGGUAAUUAGGAUUCAUUCAGGCCGUUCUUGAGAGAUCAAAGUCGGAUCGUGUGUCACGAGCGGAUGAAGAUAGAAGAAGACGCACCAUUAUCGUGGAAAAGAAGAAUGGCACGUACGGUUUCACCUUACAGAGUUAUGGAAUACACUACAAGCGAGAGCAGGAAAUUGAGAUGGUUACCUACGUUGAUUAUGUCGAAUACGAUGGACCUGCAUUUAAGGCAGGUAUGCGAGAGGGUGACGUAAUACUCUCAAUAAAUGGACACGAAAUGGACAGAGCCGAUCACAAGACCCUGGUGAAUUUUAUAAAGAAUUGUGAUGCCAGAAUGCGAAUGGUAGUGUCAUUUGAGGAUUGCGUGAGAAAGGUGGAACUUCAUAUGAGAUACAUAGAACUUCAGCGAGCUUUACAGUCGCGUUUAGGCGAAUUGGAACGAUUAUGCGAACGGGAACGAUCUAUUUUAAUGGGUCGAUGGAAGACUCAUUCGCUACCAGCAAGAAAGAGAACGCCUAAUAGUAUUGCUAUGAGUAAUCCUAGUCAACCUUCGCCAUCAUCCAGCUUCACCUCUGCAGCAGUUCAAUGCUGUCGACCUGCAACGUCCACAGAACAUCUUCUCCUGUAUAGCGUGUAUGCCGAUGGCCGACCAUGUCUCAUUCCUCGAAGUGCUGCAUGCUUAGUAGCUGUAGGACCACCCAGGUCUCGUAGCGAUCACCAUCAUUUCCUCUCGAAGACACCUAGUGAAUUAACUACAUCCUCUCGACACAGUUACCAUCAAGCAAACGGAAUGGCAACACCGGCUAAAACAAAAUCACACAAAUCAGGCCAACAAGCUUGUGUUAUUAACAGCGAUGCACAAACCCUUCAUCCAACCUCGAACAAUAGUCUAUGCGUGGCUUGUAUCUCCAGUGCUAGUCGUCGAAGAGAGCCUGCAGCCGACGGUGGUAGUUUAGAAGCUUAUGAUCUUGCAAGUCCUUGCUGUGAUCCUAAUUGUGUGCCCAGCAGAAGACGUAGAGAGAAACAACGUCGUGCUCGUAAUGAGCAAAAUUUUCAGCAGCAGCAGCAACAACAGCAACAACAACAGCAGAAGCAACAACAUCAGCUUCAACAUCGUCAUAUCCAGGCUCAACGGGAGCAACAACAAUCGCAACAACAUGGUACACACAGUUGUCCACGAGCAUCUGGACAUAGUUUGCAUUCUAUUACUAGUAGUGAAAUUUCUACGGCUGCUGAUAGCGUCGCAUCCUGCUCUACCUCAUUGAGCACAGACACUUUGUAUUGGGACCCAAAUGUUCAUCAACGACCACCACCCUGUCUUCAAUACGCAAAGCCUAAAUCGUGGGAUAAUUUAACGACUAAGGCAUUUGGUGGAUAUGGAUUUGGAUAUGGAUAUUUAGAUACUGGAGCUAUCAAGACUCAUAGUGCCGAACGACCGCCGAAAAAUCCCCAUGGCCGUGCAAAAACGCCAACUGGUACUACUCAAAGAAGAACCGGAGCUUCUGGAGUUUAUUCGUCAACAUCGAGCAGGCAUUUUCAACCGACCAAAUCUACUGAAAGUUUACUUAUUCCGGCACCUUACCUAGGUGAAUUAGAUGCUACUUUGAGUUGCGAAUGUUUGGAUGGCCCGAAUCCUAGAUUUAUGACUGUUCAGUUAGAGAAGCAUAAACGGCAGGAUGAUGGAAAUUACGCAAGCACCAGUGGAACUCAUUCGCAAGUUAGACAUCGCAGGGCUAGUCACUCGGAAGGGAAACUAAGGGCUAUAAAUAAUUCUGAAGUCACACGAUUAUGAAAUGUUUCUGGAGUGUCUUCUUAUAUUGAAUAGCUUAAUAUACUCAACAAUAAGAGAAACAUGUGUAUGGAAAUUCUUGUACGAGUGACUGUCAUGAAUGGUUUAACUUUGUCCGCAGUGUAGCAGAAUUUAUUCCAUAUCGUUCUGUUCCCGUUAUCCUUCGUUUUGCUUCUGCAUUAGUAUUACAUAUCGAAAAGUUAUCUUGAAAUGCCAAAAAUGUUGUAGUUCGGCCCAAAUGAGAUAUUUUAUGUAUAAUUGUAUGUCUGCUUUGCAAUUGUACAUGUAUUUCGAAUACAAUUGAUACAUUUUA
This is a messenger RNA of Cephus cinctus (wheat stem sawfly), 2594 nucleotides long. Its product is annotated as probable serine/threonine-protein kinase irlA. NCBI's taxonomy places the organism in Eukaryota, Metazoa, Arthropoda, Insecta, Hymenoptera, Cephidae. Gene Ontology annotation, molecular function: protein binding. The transcript is spliced from 5 exons. The record is from RefSeq and is a predicted model, not a curated record. Bases 674 to 2284 code for a protein of 536 amino acids.